Messenger RNA from Musa acuminata subsp. malaccensis (wild Malaysian banana), 2314 nucleotides. NCBI's taxonomy places the organism in Eukaryota, Viridiplantae, Streptophyta, Magnoliopsida, Zingiberales, Musaceae. The record is from RefSeq and is a predicted model, not a curated record.
AAAUUGUCGUCCCCACUUCUACAAAACAGGACGAGUCACCGUUGACUUAUGGUCGCCUUGGAAAAAAGUUAUGGCGACGUGUGUAAUCGAUAGGUUGACUGACCAGGUCAAACAUCGAACACCUCAUGCUUAAAGCUUGCUCUGAUCGUCUUCCUCCCCGAUCACCAUCCGCAACGAAGGAACGCAGAUAUGCCUCGUUCCUACCAUGUCCUCCUCUUCUUCUCCCUUGUUCUCAUGCUCCGCUGUUACGGAACCAGCUCGAGCAAGCUCUGGAGCUACUGUCCUAAUGAUGCCAACUACACCACCAACAGCACCUUCCAGUACAACCUCAACCUCCUCCUCGCCUCCCUCUCCUCCUCCACCGCCGCCACCGGCUACUCCAACGACACGGAAGGUCAGUCCUCUGACCAAGUCCACGGCCUCGCGUUAUGCCGCGGCGACGUCUCCUCCUCCGUGUGCCAGACCUGCCUCGACGCCGCCGUCCAAGACAUCAUCCAGUCGUGCCCCAGUGGCAUGACAUCCACCACAUGCUACGACGACUGCCUGCUUCGCUACUCCAACCGGACGUUCUUCUCCACGGCGGACACCUCCUUCAUGUACGCGGCGUGGAACAGCCAGAACGUCUCGGACCAGCAGCAGUUCCAGACCACGCUGGGGAAUCUCAUGGACGAUCUCACCGACAAAGCAAGUAGCUCGCCCAAACUGUUCGCGGAUGGGUCGGCCAAAGUCACCAGCUUCGAUAAGCUGUACGGAUUGAUGCAGUGCUCGAGGGACCUGUCGGCGGACGACUGCUACCGGUGUCUCCGGGACACGGUGACCUUCAUUCCCAAGUAUUCCAGUUGGAAGCAGGGAGGGAAGGUGUACACCCAGAGUUGUUAUCUUCGCUUCGAGUUGUAUCCUUACUACUACAUCUACGCCGUGAAGGCUCCACCGCCCGUGUCUCCGAGCAGCAAGACGGCCAACGAUACCGUGUCAAAUGAUGCCAGUGGAGGAAAAAGUAACAUUGCUGUGAAAACAGUUCUACUUGCUGUCAUCCCUGUUGCUGCAGCACCGUCGUUCCUCCUUGCCAUCUUUAUGUACUGUCGAAGAAGGAAACCAGCAAUGCCAAGGAGGAUGCAGCCGCACAAACGAGUAUUUGACAAUGAAGACCAACAAGAAAUCAAGAGUGCAGAAUCGCUGUUACUUGAUCUGGAGGUGAUGAGGUCUGCCACAGACAACUUUUCUGAUGCAAACAAGCUAGGAGAAGGAGGAUUUGGACCAGUUUACAGGGGAACACUAGAGGAUGGAGUGCAAAUAGCUGUGAAGAGGCUUUCAAGAACCUCAGUGCAAGGGCUUGUUGAGCUGAAGAAUGAGGUGGUUUUGUUGGCAAAACUUCAGCACAGAAACCUUGUGAGAUUGUUGGGUUGUUGCUUACAAGAGGAGGAGAAAUUACUUGUCUAUGAGUACCUUCCUAAUACAAGUCUUGACAAUGUCUUAUUUGAUCCUGUGAGGAGAGUGCAAUUGGACUGGGCAAGGAGGUAUAAGAUAAUCGAGGGCAUUGGGCGAGGACUUAUUUAUCUCCACGAAGAUUCAAGGCUCAAGAUCGUUCACCGGGACCUAAAAGCCAGCAAUAUCUUGUUGGAUGGGGAUAUGAACCCCAAGAUUUCAGACUUCGGUCUCGCCAAGCUUUUUGAUGUGGAUGAGACACAGAGGAACACUAGCAGAAUUGCCGGAACAUAUGGAUAUAUGGCACCAGAGUAUGCUCUGCGGGGGCGCUUCUCGACUAAUUCAGAUGUUUACAGCUACGGUGUGCUAAUUCUGGAGAUCUUGACUGGUCGAAAGAACAGUGGUUACCAAGGAUCUGGGAAUUCCAUUGACCUUCUAAGCUAUGUCUGGAGGCAUUGGAAUCAAGGUGAUGCAUUGCAGGCGGUUGACCAAAGUGUGGUCGAUCAAUGUCAACCUCAGGAAGUGUUGAGAUGCAUGCAUAUAGGGUUGCUGUGUGUCCAAGAAGACCCUGCACAAAGACCCAGCAUGGCAUCCAUAACUCUUAUGCUUAAUAGCUACUCUGUUGGUCUUCCUACUCCUUCAGCACCUGCUUUUGUCACUCUUAGUAUCACAAGUUCCGCAAAAGAAUCCAAAAAUGAUGUUUCCAUCUCUGAAAUGGAUCCCAGAUAGAAAUAAGAAGAUGUGUGUUUUAAGUUUUGUUUCUGUAAGACUUAAGGCUUAAAUUUCAGGUUCAUGUGCUGCUGUCUUGGAUGAAUAUGUCCUGACAUAACUUUGGGAAAAAAUGAUUCAUGAAAUAAAAAGUUCAAGAUCAAAAUCUUGAAUUGGAAAA